This is a messenger RNA of Alosa sapidissima (American shad), 5982 nucleotides long. It is a transcript of the gene myh7ba, whose product is annotated as myosin, heavy chain 7B, cardiac muscle, beta a. Gene Ontology annotation, cellular component: myosin complex. Gene Ontology annotation, molecular function: cytoskeletal motor activity; actin filament binding; ATP binding. NCBI's taxonomy places the organism in Eukaryota, Metazoa, Chordata, Actinopteri, Clupeiformes, Clupeidae. The record is from RefSeq and is a predicted model, not a curated record.
CAGCGCUUGCAUAGGUUUGUGGAAACUUUUAUCCAAUUGACCUUAGAAGUGUAGCAGGACUUUGGAGGCACCAACAUGUCCCGCUUAUUGGACAUGGAGGAGUUUGGAGAGGCAGCGCCCUUUCUGCGCAAGUCGGAUCUCGUGUUACUGGGAGCACAAACGGUGGCAUUCGAUGGUAAGAAGCGUGCCUGGAUCCCGGACGAGAAGGAGGCAUAUAUUGAAAUUGAAAUCAAAGAUAUCAAAGGUGACAAAGUCAUCGUUGAGACAAAUGAUGGAAAGACCCUUACCGUGAAGUAGGAUGACAUCCAGCAAAUGAAUCCUCCCAAAAUCGAUAUGAUUGAGGAUAUGGCUAUGCUGACCCACCUGAACGAAGCUUCUGUUUUGUUUAACCUGCGGAAGCGCUACAGCAACUGGAUGAUAUAUACGUAUUCCGGGCUGUUCUGUGUGACGGUGAACCCCUACAAGUGGCUCCCGGUCUACACGGCCCCCGUGGUGGCUGCGUACAAGGGCAAGCGCCGCUCGGAGGCCCCACCGCAUAUCUACUCCAUUGCUGACAAUGCCUACAAUCACAUGUUGUGCAAUCGUGAGAACCAGUCCAUGCUUAUCACCGGAGAAUCCGGUGCUGGCAAAACUGUGAACACGAAACGUGUAAUUCAGUAUUUUGCCAUAAUAGCAGCUCUGGGGGAAGCGGCAGCUAAAAAAGGUCAAGGUCCUGCUACCAAAACUGGGGGCACCCUAGAGGAUCAAAUUAUUGAGGCCAACCCUGCCAUGGAGGCCUUCGGUAAUGCCAAGACUGUGAGGAAUGACAACUCCUCCCGCUUUGGCAAGUUUAUAAGGAUCCAUUUUGGACACACAGGAAAACUAGCCUCUGCUGACAUUGAUAUCUAUCUUCUGGAAAAAUCCAGAGUGAUAUUUCAGCAGCCUAGAGAAAGAAGUUACCAUAUCUACUACCAGAUCAUGUCUCAGAAGAAUCCAGAGCUCCUAGACAUGCUUCUGGUCUCCUCCAACCCUUUCGACUACCAUUUCUGCUCUCAAGGAGUGAUCACGAUAGAGAGCAUGGAUGAUGGACAGGAGCUCAUGGCUACAGACCAUGCCAUGGACAUCUUGGGUUUCAGUCCAGAUGAGAAAUACGGCUGCUACAAGAUCGUGGGGGCCAUCAUGCACUUUGGCAACAUGAAGUUCAAGCAGAGGCAGAGGGAGGAGCAGGCUGAGGCCGACGGCACUGAAAGUGCUGAUAAGGCCUCCUACCUGAUGGGCGUGAGCUCUGCUGACCUCAUUAAGGGCCUGCUGUACCCCAGAGUGAAGGUGGGGAAUGAGUACGUGGUGAAGGGACAAAAUGUGGAACAGGUUAACUAUGCAGUGGGAGCAUUGGCCAAAGCUACGUACGACCGCAUGUUUAAAUGGCUGGUGGGGCGUAUCAACAAGACCCUCUACACUGUCCUGCCUCGGCAGUUCUUCAUCGGCGUCCUCGACAUCGCAGGCUUCGAGAUCUUUGAACUGAACAGCUUUGAGCAGCUGUGCAUCAACUUCACCAAUGAGAAACUGCAACAGUUUUUCAACCACCACAUGUUCAUCCUGGAGCAGGAGGAGUACAAGAGAGAAGGGAUCGAAUGGACUUUCAUUGAUUUUGGGCUGGACCUCCAAGCCUGCAUUGACCUCAUCGAAAAGCCCCUGGGAAUCCUUUCCAUCCUCGAAGAGGAAUGCAUGUUCCCAAAGGCCACGGACGGCAGCUUCAAAGCCAAGCUGUACGACAACCACGUUGGCAAAUCGCCCAACUUCCAGAAGCCGCGGCCGGAUAAGAAGCGCAAAUUCGAGGCCCAGUUCGAGAUAAUGCACUACGCCGGAGUGGUGCCUUAUAACCUUGCUGGCUGGCUGGACAAAAACAAGGACCCGCUGAAUGAAACAGUGGUGGCCUGCUUUCAGAAGUCCUCCAACAAACUACUGGCUGCUCUCUAUGAGAACUACAUCAGCUCCGACACAGCCUCUGAUCCCAAACCUGGCGCCAAAGAGAAGAGGAAGAAGGCGGCCUCUUUCCAGACAGUCUCUCAGCUCCAUAAGGAGAAUCUGAAUAAGCUGAUGACCAACCUGCGUUGCACUCAGCCCCACUUUGUGCGCUGCAUCAUCCCCAAUGAGACCAAGACUCCAGGAAUCAUGGAUGCGUUCUUGGUCCUGCACCAGCUGCGCUGUAACGGUGUGCUGGAGGGGAUCCGUAUCUGCAGGAAAGGCUUCCCCAACCGCAUCCUCUACGCCGACUUCAAGCAGAGGUAUCGUAUCCUGAACCCUCAUGCCAUCCCAGAUGACACGUUUGUGGACAGCAGGAAAGCUGCAGAGAAGCUGCUGGGCUCUCUUGACAUCGACCACAACCAGUAUCGCUUUGGUCACACCAAGGUGUUCUUCAAGGCGGGGCUGCUGGGCCAGCUGGAGGAGAUGAGAGACGAGCGCCUGGCCAAAAUCCUCACUCUGCUGUAGGCCGUCAGCCGGGGCAAGAUCAUGAGGAUGGAGCUGAGGAGGAUGAUGGAGAGGAAGGAGGCUCUGAUGAUCAUCCAGUGGAACAUCCGGGCCUUCAACACAGUGAAACUGGGAUGGCCAUGGAUGAAGCUCUUCUUCAAGAUCAAGCCUCUGCUGAAGAGCGCCACUGCGGAGAAGGAGCUGACCGCCCUCAAGGAGGAGUACCUCAAGCUAAAGGAGACGCUGGAGAAGUCGGAGGCCAAGCGCAAGGACCUGGAGGAGAAGCAGGUCAACCUGACCCAAGAGAAGAAUGACCUCACUCUCCAACUGCAAGCUGAGCAAGAUAAUCUUGCCGACGCUGAGGACCGUUGUGACCUGCUCAUCAAGACUAAGAUCCAGCUGGAGUCCAAGGUGAAGGAGCUGACCGAGAGGCUGGAGGACGAGGAGGAGAUGAAUGCCAACGUGGCCGCCAAGAAGCGCAAGCUGGAGGACGAGUGUGCUGAGCUCAAGAAGGACAUCGAUGACCUGGAGAUCACUCUGGCCAAGCUGGAGAAGGAGAAGCAUGCCACUGAGAACAAGGUGAGAAGUAUGGAUGGAAGCUGAGGUGAUAUCUAAAGUGACUUUUUGCUAGACCAACUCUCUGUGGUUUAUACUACACAGUGAAACCACCUCAACCUUUUGGAAUGCUCCUCAUAUGCCAGCACUGCAUUUAUCUAUGUAUUUGUACGUACUUGUAUGUACUCCAUUUACAACUACACUGAACUACAUUUGUCCUGUAGUUGUAGAAUUGAAUACAUUCAAAAUAAGUUGUGAAUGGCAUGUUCAUUUGGGGGAAACUAUAUUCCUUCCUUUAGUAAAAAAAAAAUGAAUAAACAUGUUCACACUUUGGACAGGAAAGACUUUGAGCUGAACCAAAUCAGUACCAGAAUUGAAGAUGAGCAGGCUCUGGUCCUCCAACUUCAGAAGAGGAUCAAGGAGUUACAGGCUCGCAUCGAGGAACUCGAGGAGGAGCUGGAGGCCGAGCGAGCGUCUCAGGCCAAGUCGGAGAAGCAGCGCAGCGAAACGUCCCGUGAGCUCGAAGAGCUCAGCGAGCGUCUGGAGGAGGCCGGCGGCGCCACCACGGCCCAGAUCGAGAUGAACAAGAAGCGUGAGGCGGACGUCCUGAAGCUGCAGCGGGACCUGGAGGAAGCCAUGGUGCACCACGAGACCGCCACGGCAGCGCUGCGCAAGAAGCACGCCGACACCGUGGCCGAACUCGGCGAUCAGAUUGACAGCCUACAGCGCCUCAAGCAGAAGCUAGAGAAGGACCGCGCCGAGGCCAAGAUGGAGGCUGAUGACCUGGCCUCCAACCUUGAACAGGUCGCAAAAACUAAGGCCAGUGCAGAGAAGACAUGUCGGCUCUACGAGGACCAGAUGAACGAGUCCAAGGCCAAGGUGGAUGAGCUCCAGAGGCAGCUCAAUGACAGCAACACCCAGAGGGCUCGUGCCCAGGCCGAGAGUGCUGAGCUGGGCAGGAAGCUUGAGGAGAGAGAGGCUCUGAUCUCACAGCUGCAACGCACUAAAAUCUUCUUCAGUCAGAAUGCUGAGGAGUUCAAAAAACAGCUGGAUGAAGAAAACAAGGCAAAGAAUGCCCUGGCUCAUGCACUCCAGUCUGCGCACCAUGACAAUGACCUGUUACGAGAGCAGUAUGAGGAGGAGCAGGAGGCCAAGUCUGAGCUGCAGAGGGCGCUGUCCAAGGCCAACGCUGAGGUCACCCACUGGAGAACCAAAUAUGAGACGGAUGCCAUCCAAAAAACCGAGGAACUUGAAGAGGCCAAGAAGAAGCUUGUGACUCGUCUACAGGAGGCUGAGGAGAGCGUGGAGUCGUCCAGCGCCAAGUGCUCGUCCCUGGAGAAGACCAAGCACCGACUGCAGACGGAGAUGGAGGACCUAGUGGUGGACCUGGAGCGCGCCAGCGCUGCUGCAGCUGCCCUGGACAAGAAGCAGCGCAACUUCGACAAGGUGCUGGCCGAGUGGCGUCAGAAAUGCGAGGAGUGGCAGGCGGAGCUGGAGGCUUCGCAGAAGGAGGCGCGCAGCCUGAGCACCGAGCUCUUCAAGCUCAAGAACUCCUACGAGGAGGCGCUCGACCACCUGGAGACCGUCAAACGGGAGAACAAGAAUCUCCAGGAGGAGAUCUCUGAUCUGUCUGACCAGAUCAGCCAGGGAGGCAAGACCAUCCAGGAGCUGGAGAAGAUCAAGAAAGGCCUGGACCAGGAGAAGAGUGAGAUCCAGGCUUCCCUGGAGGAGGCUGAGGCGACUCUGGAACAUGAGGAGAGUAAAACCCUCCGCAUCCAGUUGGAGCUCAACCAAGUUAAAGCUGAUGUUGACAAGAAACUGGCUGAGAAGGAUGAGGAAAUUGACAACCUUCGUCGCAAUCACCAGCGUGCUCUGGACUCCAUGCAAGCCACCCUGGACGCAGAGGCCAAGUCUCGCAACGAGGCAGUUCGGCUGAAAAAGAAGAUGGAGUGCGACCUGAAUGAGAUGGAGGUGCAGCUGAACCAUGCCAACCGCUCAGCCGCGGAGUCCCAGAAGACCGCCCGCAACCUGCAGGCCCAGAUCAAGGAUGUGCAGAUGGAGCUGGAUGAGACCAUUCACCAGAACGAGGAGCUGAAGGAGCAGACGGCGGUCUAACGGACUAACCGGAACAACCUGCUGGUGGCCGAGGUGGAGGAGCUCCACGCGCUGCAGGAGCAGAACGAUUGCGCCCGCAAGCUGGCCGAGCACGAGCUGGUGGAGACCUCUGAGAGGGUCAACCUGCUGCACUCACAGAACAUGUCCCUGCUGAACCAGAAGAAGAAGCUGGAGGCUGACUUGUCUGCGCUGUCUGGAGAGGUGGACGACGUCCAGCAGGAGUGUCGUAACGCAGAGGAGAAGGCCAAGAAGGCCAUCACUGAUGCGGCCAUGAUGGCUGAGGAGCUGAAGAAGGAGCAGGACACCAGCGCUCACCUGGAGCGAAAAGACCUGCAGAUGCGUCUGGACGAGGCUGAGCAGAUCGCCCUCAAAGGGGGCAAAAAGCAGAUGCAGAAGCUGGAGAGCCGGGUCAAAGACCUGGAGAGCGAGCUAGAGCUGGAGCAGAAGAAAAGCAAUGAGUUCCAGAAGGGAUUCCGCAAAUAUGAGAGGAGGAUCAAGGAGCUCACUUACCAAACGGAGGACGACCGGAAGAAUCAGGCCCGUAUGCAGGUGCUCAUAGACAAGCUACAGGCCAAAGUCAAGACCUAUAAGAGACAGGCCGAGGAGGCGGAAGAGCAGACCAACUCCAACCUGACCAAGUUCAGGAAGAUCCAGCAUGAGCUGUAUGAUGCAGAGGAGAGAGCGGACAUGGCUGAGUCACAGGCCAACAAACUGCGCAUUCGCACCCGUGACCAAGGGGGGAAGCCUCCACUUACACAAUGAGGAGGGACCACCACAUAACAUCCCACUUACAGUCAAGCUGCUGCAACAGAUGUUUUGAUUGUGUGAUGGCAAAUUCAUUAAACGCUUGGAAAGAAACAUAUG